CCAUGGAGCAAGAUCUAAAGACGCUCGUGGAAGUCUAUUCGAGUCGAAGCAAACGAGUCAAUCAGAUCAAUUGAGAUGAACCUCGUGGCACAUCUCGGACAAGGCGGCCUGUCACUUGGUUGAUAUCUGUUCUCUCAUCCAUUCAUAUCAGUUCUCUAGAGCGAGUCGUAUAUCGACCGCCGGCCCGCCAUGUCCAUGCUCAAGUUCCUCUCUCGCUCCCUGACUCAAGGAUCAGGGAGCUCAUCUUCAGCUCCUUUGAGGCGAUCCGUCUCGACCAAUGGUAUCAAACUGUAUCUACGCGUCCCAAGUUAUGGCUCUGUCUUUAUGCCGUUCCCAGAUCCAACAUCUGAGCCAGAUGCGCCACGACAAGAUAUGGAACUUUCGGGUGAUCUGGAAAUCGAAUUACCCUCUGGUUUCGGAGCAGUGAGAUGCAAGUCCAUCCGCGUCGGUCUCAGAACGACCUGCAAGCUCGAUAUGGGUGUGGGCAGAGGCGUAGAGGAGGAUACCUUGUGGACUGGCAAGGCAGAGCUGAUGGGAUCGACCUCGGAUGGUAUCAUCCUGGAAGAGGGUCUGCAAAGGUUCGCUUUUACUAUCAUCAUCCCUGGUAACCUUGCAGCUCAAGAUUUCGCUCCAGGACAUCGAGUGGACAAUACCCUGUUUGCUGAAAUCGAAGGCAUUCAGGAUCCCAGGUCGUUGUUUGCUUGGAACCGAAGAAGUAGCACGCUUUCCUCCUCAUCUUCCGUGACGCCGCGGUCGGCAGGCACACGAUCUCCCUCUCCGCUCUAUUCACCUAACAUGUCUCCCUCGCCGUCAUUGACCAUCUUGCGCCAAGAGACAAUGCUACCUCAACCUCCCGCAUACAACCUAGACGAUUUACCUCGAUCAUCGUCAGCGUUUACCCACGAUGAGAACGAGAUACCUUGGCUCACCGGUGUUCACUCGAUCACUCGAGAGUUGAUUUUGCUCUACAAUCCGGACCCUACUGGAGGAGUCAACUCUCUGGACGCCAGAGUUGACGGUGAUGUCCCAGGGCUUGGCCCAUAUGUCCUGAACUUUGCAGCCGGCGAAUGGUGCAUUUACGCUCUUCUCAAAGCUACCGUGAAUCUUUUGGCGCCAUCCCCAGAAUCCACAAUCUACCACGUCAGAGUUUCGCUUCAUCAAAAGGCUGAAAUCACUUCACCGAGAGACGGGGCCGAAGUGACCGUCGAGCGCCUUUUCCCCAUCACCGCUGAAGGUGUUCCUCCGGACCUGAAACGGAAGGUUCAAAAGGCGGAUCAGCCUGCUAUUUGGCGUGGUGUCCAAGCUGGAGGUCAGGAUGACUGGGAAUUGCGACUAGAUGGUCAAGGUCGACUGCCGAACGAUUAUCAUGGUCGUCCUACGACUCUGGAGGGAGUGGAGACUCCAAUCCGUGUCUCUCACGCCCUCAGAACAGAGGUUUGGUUCUCUGUCCGGGGCGAAGAUGCGAAUGGCCGAUCCUUUGGGAAAGAUGUUCCCGGAGAACUUCGGAUUCUUCGCGUCGAAAAGCCUGUGAUCGUGCCGUCGUGCUUCUUGAUCCCCGAAGUGUUGGACCUUCCUAUCUACGGCUCACAUCGACUUGGAUGUUUCUUAGCGGCCGACGGUCAGUCUGAUAUUGAAUCCGACUGUUGCCCAUUGUGCAAAACUCCAGCGAAAGAUCAAUUCUGCCAGACGUGUCCGCCAACUUCGAUCCCACACCCGAGACAUGAUCAUCCGAAGAAAUUGGUCGGUACGAGUGAUGGCACAUGCCCUUCAUGUACUUAUCGCAGUGUUCCUGCAGGCGGAGGUGCGGAAUGGAGAGCAUGCGCUUGUGGUUUGCUGCGAGAGGACAUUAUCUCCCGUAUGAAACGAGUCACAUUGGAUGAGAGAGAGCUUGAAGUAGAGGAAGAACAAGUACAAGGCAGGAGGUGGAGGGCAGAAAAGGUCGAAGCUGAGCGUGGCAGAUCAACGGAGACCAGGGGCUUGGAACUGAACUCAGUGGAGACUUGAGCGGGAUAUAUUGGGUCCGAGGUAGACGAGGUGGACGAGCAUGUCAGAGUUGUAGUUCCGAGAUUCAUAUCGUUGUUGUGAAUGUUGUAGUCCCUACGGUUGUCUCCUUGUUCAUGUCGACUUUCCCGAUGCAAUGCGUUAGCAACGUUA
Messenger RNA from Kockovaella imperatae, 2154 nucleotides. RefSeq lists its product as hypothetical. NCBI's taxonomy places the organism in Eukaryota, Fungi, Basidiomycota, Tremellomycetes, Tremellales, Cuniculitremaceae. The transcript is spliced from 6 exons. Bases 190 to 2004 code for a protein of 604 amino acids. The record is from RefSeq and is a predicted model, not a curated record.